AUGACUGACUACAGAGUUACGGACCUUGCCUUUGGCCACCCAGGGACUGCUUCUUAUGAUAUAGAGGAGAAGCAGUGGAUAUUUUCUGCGAAUCCCUCAGAGCAACGCAUCCGCCAAAUCUCACAGUUUAAGGAACGUCUUCCUCCUUCCGCCCCAACUCUUCUAGAGGGAGAUGGAAAACAUUCGGACCGUCCCAAACCCCAAUUGAAACGACUUUUGAAAACAUAUCCUGAGGCAGUUCCCGGAAACGAAAUUGCCUCGAGCCUGUCAAAAUUUAGUUCCCUGUCGCAGCCGGAACCUUUAGGCGAUUCUGGAAGUCUGCUAGCAAUAGGAAGAGCAGCCUAUAGCAGGAAUCCGUCCAGAAUCAUUGCGCUGCCCUGUGGAGAAGCAGGACAUGUGCUGCGGUUAAUCAGACUGCGAGCCGAAACUCGCGGAUGGGAAAGUCAAACGAGCCCAAACAUCUCAUUGUUCCACCUGGACUUGUCAGAUCAGGGAUAUUGGAUGAGCACUGGUGGUACUAUUAGACAGAUUGUCUUUUCGGAUGAUGACGAAUCUAGCACUUGGUUGGCGGUGCGGCAAACUACAAUUACCACCAUCUUCCGUCCUGCUUUUGGUCAACUUCAACCAGCUUUUGUACCAAGUAGCUCUGCGAGGAUAUAUCCCUCUUCACGUCUCAGCGCAAAUCCUGUAGCUUUUAUCACUGCCGAGAAGACCCAAUUACAGUGCCAUGCGGAUAUCUCCUUCAAUCCCUGGUAUUGUCGCCAAUUUAUUUUGAUUGAUUCAUCAGGGCAUUGGUGCAUUUGGAAUAUUGAAUAUCAGCAAACUAGGUCGUCACCCCAGGACCUAGUUGCAGGGAAAUCAGGUAGCAUCGAUGACGACUGCUCCGUUGAUUCUAUCUUGGAACCAUCCUCUGCUAAUAAUCUGGACGGUUGGUAUCGAGCAUUAUGGGUCGGCGAUAUCAAUACCAUUGCCAUCUGCAGUAGGCGAAGUAUUGUUAUAUUUGAUCUUAAAGCAAGACCUACGCGGCUGCGUAGCAUUGAGCUCCCUCCAAUCAGCUCCAAUCGCAUAAUUGAUAUCAAGCGGAGUCUGGAAAACCAAGCCUAUUUGUUCGUGCUGACUACUUCCCAAAUCAUCUGGAUCGAGGUUACCCCCGCCGGAGAAGAGGGUUCAUCUGGGGCCAAGAUACUCCUCUCCUAUCGCCACUUCCGAGAUGUAUCUGAUGAGACCUUGAGACUCGUGGCCGUGAAACAUGAUAAUGUCUCUAUUAUGAUCACAUCUAGGAAGAGUCCUCUGAUAAAUGUCUACGGCUUCUCCACGUUUCCAGAACGCCCAGGGGUCCCAACUUCCUGGAAAGGAUCUUUCAUGCUGGCACCGGAACUAGACAAUCGCCAAGUCAGGCCAUUCCUUUCACUAUACCUCUGUCCAGCCCCUUUAAUAUCCGAUCCUGGGCCACAGCUAGAGCAGAGUGAUAUAGGUCUCGGGUUUCUGCAAGUGUGGGCUCUCUCUCCCGAUCUCACUCUUAGCUCAGCCAUUUGCAUCGCCCAUAAUGCCAUCCCUGAAAAAUUAAGGUUGCCUAGGUUCUUGGUCACCGCACCUGAGGUACCGCUGAGCUUGUUUCGCGCUCGUCCGGGCCCAGUACAACGGCAAGAUUUCGUGGUCCCCAACGGCCUAGACGAUAUAGCAUUUGUUGCCACGACGCCUGGAUGCAUCCGGCGCGAUCACCAAUCCAAAGUUGCAAAGAUGAAGCAAACGGAUUUGCGCUUAAGAAUUGAUUGGAAGCGUAUUUUCAAGGCUGUGUUCCCGCAGGCUGGCUCGAAGUAUCCACAUAACGAAUCUCAGCUCGGAACACCAGGGGAAUCGUCCAUGAUAGCAGAACUCCUCACAACUAUAUAUGACAGUCUACAACAAUCUAGACACGAGAAUAGCCUCCCAAACACUACUUUUCUUGAACUGUCGAAUUGUUCGGGGUUCUCCGAAGAGCUUGAGAGAGCCACGACUAUUGUACAAGAGUUUCUCCAGUCGCUAGAACAAGAUGAAGGUAUUCUAGGUCAGCCCAGGCUCAGAGUAUCGGACAUCAUGUCAGCCCCCUCAAUACAGUUUCCAACCAGCGAGGGGAAUACAUUUUCUGGCUUCUUAAAGAUAUACGAUCAUAUGGUGGAGAUAUGGAUGGCUAGUCUACCCGCGGAGGUCUCCGUGACAACUCGGUUGUCUAAAUACAAAAUUAUACGACAAGUCGCUAUUGAGCUUUGUCUGAGCUCUGUUGUCUGUUCUUUGCGAAGAUCUGAGCCGUCUGCGCCUGGAGGAGACGAGGAUGAAGAUGUCAGGUUACCUUCCAGCGGGGCGGAGAGACCAGCCGGGGGUACCUCGCCAGCACUGUACUCCCCUGACAUGACGCCAGAGCCAUCUCAAAAGCAGCGUUCGGGAGGUGUACCUACUUUGAGCCGCACGCCGUCCUUGUAUUCUCAUGCAACAAGUGUCUCGAGGUCUGGAUCAAUUGAAGAUCCUGCAGUCUCUCGACUACGUCAGUAUGCAGUUUCGAUAAAGUCCCAACCAGACUCUGGGAAAUUAAAACUGCCCUCGCAGUGGGUAGUUGGAGAUAAUCCUGACGAAUAUUCUUGGGAAAGUGCGAAAGACACUUCUAUGGCAGAGAACGGGGAAAGGGGCGCCAGUAGGAGAAACCGUGAAGAGUCUCAACGUCGCCAGCUGAAAGAAAAGUUUCUAAGUCGAGAGAGAUUAAAGGCGGCUGUAUCUCAGCCAGCAUUCACGCCAUUUGGCAGCCAGCCAGAUCCUGGAAAACAUGCCUUCAGUUCACAGAGCAGGGGUGAUAUACCGAUGACCCAGCCUGAUAGGGGUACUUUUGGAAGUAGGUCUCUUCAGAAACCGAACAAAAAGGUAAGGCGUAGAAACGCUGGUUUCUAG
Venustampulla echinocandica is the source of this 2919-nucleotide messenger RNA. RefSeq lists its product as uncharacterized. The record is from RefSeq and is a predicted model, not a curated record. Gene Ontology annotation, biological process: nucleolar large rRNA transcription by RNA polymerase I. Gene Ontology annotation, cellular component: RNA polymerase I core factor complex. The coding region runs from base 1 to 2919 and encodes 972 amino acids. Lineage: Eukaryota; Fungi; Ascomycota; Leotiomycetes; Helotiales; Pleuroascaceae. Gene Ontology annotation, molecular function: RNA polymerase I general transcription initiation factor binding; RNA polymerase I transcription regulatory region sequence-specific DNA binding. The transcript is spliced from 4 exons.